AUGGCAUCCAAGCUCAUCGUCGUCAUAGGAGCCACAGGCAAUCAAGGGGGCUCAGUUGUCACCACAUUCCUGAACGAGCCGGGUUGGAAGGUUCGAGGUAUCAGCAGGAAUGCCUCGAGUCCAGCAUCUGAGAAGUUAAAGGAUAAGGGGGUCGAAGUCGUCCAAGCCCACCUCGACGACACCUCAAGCCUGGUUGCGGCAUUUGAAGGGGCAUCCGCCGUUUUCAGUGUCACAGACUUUUGGACAUUGUAUUCCAACCCGGAGCUACAGAAGAAAGUGAAACCCGGGCAGGGUCAGAAUGAAAGAACUUACGAGCACGAACUUCAGCACGGAAAGAACGUGUUUGAUGCUGCUAGCCAAACAGCAGGGUUGGAGAGAUUGAUCUUUUCACAUCUGUCUGAUGCCACCAAGUGGUCCAAGGGCAAGUACAAGCAGAUCUAUCAUUUCGACAGCAAAGCACACGCGGUGGAAUAUGCGAAGGCAAAGUAUCCUGAUCUAUGGGAAAAGACAAGUCUAUUGACACUCGGUUACUUUUUGUCAAACUUCCUGGACUCCCCGUUCUUGAUCCCCAGAAAGGAUGAAACCGGCACCUAUGUGGUAGCCACAAAGUUCGAGACAGAUGUAAAAUUCCCGCACGUCGCGGCCGAGGAAGACAGCGGCCCAUUCACCAAGGCUCUUCUGGCGUGUCCACCGGGCAAGAAUCUGAUAGCAUAUAGGGCAUGGUUGACAAUGGACGAAUUUCUUGGAAUCUGGAGUAAAGCUUUGAAUGUCAAGGCCAAAGCGGUCCACUUGCCGUAUGACACUGUCACAGAAGGGCUGCCUGAAGAAUUGGACAGGGAGUUCACAGAGAUGGCACAAUAUUCUGCUGAGUUCGGUUAUGAAGGACGAGAGGACCCUUCAGUGGUUCACCCCAAAGAUUUGGAAACUCUGGCGAAACUUGAUACUGUCGAGGCAUGGAUUAAGAAGCAAGAUUGGUCCAAGGUCUUGUCUUAA
This is a messenger RNA of Exophiala bonariae, 993 nucleotides long. RefSeq lists its product as uncharacterized. Gene Ontology annotation, cellular component: nucleus. Lineage: Eukaryota; Fungi; Ascomycota; Eurotiomycetes; Chaetothyriales; Herpotrichiellaceae. Bases 1 to 993 code for a protein of 330 amino acids. The record is from RefSeq and is a predicted model, not a curated record. The transcript has 3 exons.